CCACUUCCGAAGAGUAAACCUGCUCUCCAUAUUUGCUUUACAGAUUCCUGGAAUAUUGGAAUUACAUUGAAACUGAAAGCGUCAUCCAGACUGAUCGCUGUGCGGCCCUUGGUAUUUUUUGAAAAUAGCUGAAGGGGGCAGUAUUACAAACUCUGGAAUAGACGGCAACAUAUUUUCGACAUCGAAGAACAAGAUUCGUUUGUCUCCCUUUUUUUUAGCUGUCAUUGUCUGGUCAGACUACGCUGCAAGUAAACGAGGGAGCAGUCUUUUCCGAACAGAGCUGGCCACGUGUAGAACUGCACGCACUGUCUUUGCUGUGAACGCUUCCGGCUGGCAGGCCGCGAGCGCGGAACCGUCGCAACGGUCAGCGCGAGGCUCGCGGGCACUGGGCAGGUACGGGGGCCGCAGGUAACUCGGUGCGCAGUGAAAGAUGGAGGAUGAUGAGUUCGGAGGAUUUGAGGCAGCAGAGAGCUUUGAAGAUGGUGAAAUGGGAACACAGUCAGUCUCACCAGCCAUCCCCUGGGCAGCAUUUUCUACAGUAGGACAGGCAUUGGAACUGGCUCAAAAUUCUUCAGAUGUCCCUGAGCACGUGACUGCAAAAUCUGUUGGAAGCUGCACUGUAGAAGCUGUCUCUCUUCCAGAAGAUGAGUCUAACUACACCUUGAAAGCUGAAUCAGAGGAAAAUGCCGUUUUGGAGCAAGGAACAUUAAUGGAAGAGGGCAAACAUGUUCAACAAAGGUCCCAACCAUCAUUGAACAUUUUACCUGCAUUAACAAGCUUACCCGAGAAAAGAGAUCCACAAUCUGGGGAUGUUCUUGCAGGCCACAUGGUGGCUGUAGAAACAAACAAAGUGGAAACAUGCUACAAAGAAACAUUAGAAAAUAUCGAAUCACAGCUUUCUACUGCAGAUGAAAAGGAGCUCAGAAUAAAACAGGAAAUGUUUGAGAAGUUUUCAAAGUUAGAGGAACAUCUGCAAGAAGGAAAAACAGAGGAAAUUUCAUAUGAAGAUUCUUAUAAUCAGCUCCAGGAUAAACACAAACAAGAGCUGGAAGACCUGAGGAAAGCUGGCCAUGAUGCCCUAAGCAUUAUCAUUGAAGAAUUUAAGGCAUUAACAAAGUCUGCUGUGCAACAGCAGCAAGAAGCAAGCAGAAAACACCUUCAAUCAGCCAUAGAGAGGCAAAUGCAGAAGUGUGAAGAAUUGCUCAACACACAGCAUGAACGACUGCUUGACUUACUGGAGAAAGAAAAAUGUGUCUUACAAAAUAAGUUAAAGGAAACUUUGGAGGAACAAACAAAACAGCACAAGGAUACACUUGAAAGAUGUAUUGCUGAAGAAAGACUACGAAGCACCGAGGCAAUGGGAGAAGUUGUAAAGGCAGAAAAGGAAAUCAUUACGGAGGCUGUUUUGAAAGCUGUGCAAGAGGAGAGAGAAAGGAUGGAAAAGAUCCAGCUGGAAAAAAGAGAACUAUGGGAAAUUGAGCGUUGUAAGGACCAAGAAAAAUUUGAACAGUCUAUCCAAGCAGCAUUCCAAGAAGAGAGGGAAAAAAAUCAGGAGGCCAUAAGAGAAGCUGUAAACCAUGAAAGAAGAAGAGCUGAGAAAGCUAUAACAGAGGUAAUUCAUAAAGCAAGGGAGGACACGAUUAAAUACAUCAAAGAGCAAAAAAGGCUUGACCAAGUGGCUCGUCAGCGUAACUUAGCCAGUUUGGAACUGUUUCUGUCAUGUGCACAGAGACAGUUAUCUGCUCUAUUGGAAGAUACACCAGUAGCUACAGAACAAGACAGCGAGCAACCUUGAGUAGAUCAAACACAAAGCAAGUAAAACAAACACAGUUUAGCAAUAAAUCUGACACCACCCACUUUUGUUUCUGUACUUAUGGAAAUGUCAUUCCCUGUUAUGCAUGCCGGUUUAAAAAUGUUUCCUUUAUACUAACUAUUUUACAGACUGUCCCAGACUAUUUCAUCUGUAUAUAAGAGAAAAGUCACAUAAUUGCACAGUGCAAGAUAAUUGAACACUAAUUAAUAAAGGAUGCCAUGUUUAAAGUGUACAAACACUAACUUUACACAAAAGAUACCAACCCGUAGCAUGCAUAUGAAUUGUAAAAUAUUAGUUUUACGGGCACUGUAAUAUAUGACUUAUAAACAACAGGUUUAUUCAGUCUCCAUGAUUGAUUGCAAUUGUUACUAGAUGUGUAUUUCUUCACCAUAUAUGUAAUUUACACCAGAUUGAGAGGUAUUAAAUUACAAGAACCUCGAUCUGGCCUUGAGAAAGUUUUGGGUAUCUGCAGAGAAAAAUCUUUUGUGUCUAGAAAGAAAAAACAUAUUUUAUUUCAGCUCUUCAAUAUUUUGAUUUUUGUAAGUUUGUAAUCCCUCUUGGAAUGCCCUUCUAAUUGUUUAGUUCUUGGCUUAAAUUCAAAUUGAAUCCAACACCACAACAUACAAAACUUACAUUUUAUUUAGAUGAAGUGAUCACAUGGUCAGUGCUAGAAAAGUGGAAUUAUUGUCCGAGAUUAUGCAAUGGUAAUAGUGAGGAAGCUGUCUAUAUUCACCAUCGUUGUUGCUUGAAACUGGAAGAAACCUCAGGUAUCGACACCUGUAGAAAAACGUGAAAAUUUAGAAGUUAAUGUCAUUAAGUACCCAUAGGACAUAAUUAUUCUCUCAAAGUGAAGCCUCCAAUACAAUCAUCAUAAAACGUGGCACUUUUGCAUGGUUAAUCUUGGUACAAAAUUCAUGAAAAUGUUGGAUCUUAUUGGUUGGGCUUUAACCAUGUUUUAAAUUGCAGACUAACUGCACAAUUGUUACUAAGCCCUUCUUGCCCUAAAAACUAUUUUCUUAUU
Stegostoma tigrinum is the source of this 2834-nucleotide messenger RNA. RefSeq names its product coiled-coil domain-containing protein 91-like. NCBI's taxonomy places the organism in Eukaryota, Metazoa, Chordata, Chondrichthyes, Orectolobiformes, Stegostomatidae. The coding region runs from base 431 to 1795 and encodes 454 amino acids. The transcript has 14 exons. Gene Ontology annotation, biological process: Golgi to lysosome transport. Gene Ontology annotation, cellular component: trans-Golgi network. The record is from RefSeq and is a predicted model, not a curated record.